AAUUUCGAAUGUGACGAGUAAAAGUUGGUGUGCGAUUCAUUUCAUACUUGUGUUUACUGUACAGUGUAGUAGGUCGCCCACACACCAAAUCGUCGAAUCAUUCAUUCAUCCGUCGCGAUGGUUGCUGCCCUCGUCAAGGCCGCCGUCGCCGAUGCCUUUGUCACCUUCAUGUGGAUUUUCUGCGCCUCCUCCCUCGGCGCUGUCACCUACGUCCUCGCCUCUGCUCUCGGCGUCGCCCCUGGCCUCCCCUCCCUUCUCAUCACCACUUUUCUCAUCUUCCUCCUCCUCUUCAUUUUCGGCUUCCUUGCCGAUCUCCUCGGCGGCGCCUCCUUCAAUCCCACCGGCACCGCCGCCUUCUACGCCGCCGGCCUCGGCGCUGACUCUCUCAUCUCCGCCGCCGUCCGCUUCCCUGCUCAGGCAGCUGGUGCAGUGGGUGGUGCGGUGGCGAUUAUAGAAGUGAUGCCAGUUAAGUACAAGCACAUGCUCGGGGGUCCUUCUCUCAAGGUUGACACCAACACCGGAGCAACUGCUGAGGGGGUUUUGACGUUCAUAAUGACCUUGGCUGUCCUCUUCAUCAUCUUUAAGGGUCCUAGAAGCGUGAUUGUCAAGAACUGGAUGCUUGCUAUGUCAACUGUGUCUCUUGUAGUUGCAGGUACCACUUAUACAGGACCUUCCAUGAAUCCUGCUAAUGCAUUUGGGUGGGCUUAUGUAAACAACGCGCACAAUACUUGGGAGCAUUUCCUUGUGUAUUGGAUCAGUCCCUUCGUCGGAUCAAUACUGGCCGCCUGGGUUUUCCGUUUUCUAUGUCCUCCACCACCGCCCCCAAAGCAGAAGAAAGCUUGAAAGGGCUAUUCUAUUAGGAACACAUUUUAAUUCACUUUACGUAGGCCAUUCAGUUCAUGGAUGGAGAACUCAUAUCCAGUCAAAUAAAUUUGUAGUUGCAAGAUAUGGAUUGAAUAUGUUCAUGAAAAUUUAAAGAAAGAAAGGUAUUGGGUUUA
Molecule: messenger RNA, 998 nt
Organism: Salvia hispanica
Lineage: Eukaryota; Viridiplantae; Streptophyta; Magnoliopsida; Lamiales; Lamiaceae
Product: aquaporin SIP1-1-like
Biological process (GO): transmembrane transport
Cellular component (GO): membrane
Molecular function (GO): water channel activity
Source: RefSeq, a predicted model, not a curated record